Messenger RNA from Exophiala aquamarina CBS 119918, 897 nucleotides. RefSeq lists its product as uncharacterized. The record is from RefSeq and is a predicted model, not a curated record. Lineage: Eukaryota; Fungi; Ascomycota; Eurotiomycetes; Chaetothyriales; Herpotrichiellaceae. The annotation marks the transcript as partial. The transcript has a single exon.
GUAAUAACUACGGUGAUUCCAAUCAUCGAAGGAAGUAUCGGUAAUAGUAAAUGCGUUUCGGGAGGAAUCCCUUUUAUAAACCUCGAUCAUUUCACGAACGGCACGAUUGUGCCCGGUAACCUAGAUAUCUACUACGGUGUACGCCCCGAGCAACUUGAUCGACGGGUUCGCGACGAGCUGAGCGGCUAUAUUAUUCCUUCGACACAGGAAGACCUUCCUAUAGUGCCGAAUUUCUUCCUGGCUGUGAAAGGGCCGGAUGGAUCAGCUGCUGUGGCGAAAAGGCAAGCUUGUUAUGACGGGGCAUUGGGAGCGAGAGGUAUGCUCCUCCUGCAGUCAUAUGGGCAAGAUGAACCAAUAUUUGACAACAAUGCUUACACUAUUAUAUCAACAUACCACGACGGUACACUUAAGAUAUACACCAUCUACCCUGGCCGGCCCGCUAGUCUAGGAGGUCGACCUCAAUUUUAUAUACAUCAAGUCAAUACUUGGGGCAUGACUGGCAAUGAUGAAACCUACCGACAAGGAGCCACUGCCUAUAGAGAGGCCAGAGCCUGGGCAAAGGAGUAGAGGGACCGAGCAAUCACGCAGGCGAACGAGAGAGUAGGUGACAGUCAAUCUACGGCACUGGCAGCCGAUGCAUGUUUUGAGCAAGUCUACAGCUUCACCAAUGAGCCUGAAUUGGAUGAAACCAAUGUGACCGAAACGCUUAGCCAAGAGUCCCGAAUCUCGCUGAGCACCGAUUCUAACACAACUAUUGGGCUCCACGAAUCUGAAGUCUUAGCGGAUGAGCCCUUUUCGAAUAGAAUAUCCACCAAACGCCUCAACAGACGUUCCCAGCAAUAUUCUCCGCCCCAGAGGAAGCGACAGAAUGCCGGUGACUCUGAUCACGAUGUACAA